Molecule: messenger RNA, 2536 nt
Organism: Lates calcarifer (barramundi perch)
Lineage: Eukaryota; Metazoa; Chordata; Actinopteri; Centropomidae
Exons: 2
Coding region: 768-1778 (336 amino acids)
Source: RefSeq, a predicted model, not a curated record
UUUAUUCUCCAACAUAAAAUGGGUCAGUAAAUCCCCCACUCCUGAUGUUUGAAGCUUUUACGUGUCUUAAAAAAGGCGGUUGCUAACGAGUGUCUAAAUGAGACUACAGAGGUUGUCGGGGACGUUAACAUGAAAACCCAUCUACUCACCAGUCCACCUUUACAGCCUCGUUGUGUUUCUACUCACGCUCUUUCAAACUCUCACUAACUUUCUAAGAAGAAACUCAGUGAAAAAAUCCCAUUGGCUAUUUCUGUGGAGGGAACCAGAGUGAUGCUAAUGCUAACCUCUGGGUCACUGCGCUUCUCUAAUACUACAUAGCUAAUGUUAGCCUGAACAGCUAUUUACUAGUAAACCUGCGUUCAGUCCUUUACUCACCGACAGCUGCCUGCAGAGGUAGAAAACAACAUCGAUGUUUGUUUUUAUUUCUAUCACUUCCAUUCCGCUUCUGAAGUUAGCAUGCUAACCAGCUAACCCCGGACUGUCUCGUUACUUUCCGAUAGCGACUCACUGAAGCAGCUGCUCAGACAAAAUAUUCUAACUUUUGUAUUGUAAACACAACGAUUGUUUAAACUCUCCACCACUUUCUCCCGUGAAGAAAAGACGUUCAACAGCAGAGAAAACGUACAAACAGCCGUCUGAACGACAGUCAGAGGGUGGUGGUCCAGUAGUUCUGUGGGUGUAAGUUUAUUAUCAGUGGUCUAACUGGUUUUUGCGUCCAACAGCCUCAGAAGAGUUUUCAGGGGGUCAGGCUCCUCUCUGCGUCCGUCAUGGACACGUUUUUCCGCCGUCACUUUAAGAGGAAGGAGGCUGCUCUGCCGGUGGAUGUGGAGGCCACUUCCUGCCGCCAGCGGAGGCCCAGUGUGGCUGUCCCGACCAGUAAGGCUCGCCGCAGGUCCAGUGUGGGCCUUCCUUCCUCCACCCUGACCCAGCGGCGGCGCUCCAGCGUCCAGCUGCAGGGGGGGCUGCCGUGCGCGGGUGGGGGGCGUUUGGCGAAGGCGUCCAGACACAACAGGUGGGUGGGGAACGCUCGCAGGCGGUCCAGCACCACCACCCCCAGCGUCAACCCGAGGUUCGCCGUGUCCCGGAAGAAGACGGGGAAGCUGCGGACCAUCGACACCCACCUGCUGGGGCCGUCCAUGCUGCUGGCCAGUCUGAUCCAGAUGGCCGAGGAGGAGGAGGAGGGGCUACCUGCCGGGGAGCAGCAGGUGGAGGUGAGGGGUGGGGCCAACAACAGGAGGAUGUUCUCACGCUCCAGCAGCCUCCACUCAGAUGGAGACAACGACAGCAGCGAUUACACCAGCGACAGCCAAUCAGAGAGCAGCCAGGUGUCGGAGGCGGAGCAGCUGGCGGAGGAGGAGGACGAUGCCUCCUGGUCUCUUGAUCGGCACCUCUCUCCCUCCUCCACCCCCUCCUCCUCCUCUGCCCAGGAGGUGAUGAGGAGGACGCCCCAGCUGGCGUCGACAUCGCGGCCCCUGAUCCGGGCCCCUCGCUGCCUCCGGAGGAACUCCUCUCAGGUGUUCACAGGUGACUCUGCUCCUCACUGCCGAUACCGCGCCUCCAGCCAGAGGAGGAGGAGGAGGAUCUCCACCAUCUCCAAGGCUGGGAGCCCCUGGCCUGGGAGAGGCCCCCCGCUGCCCAGCCGCAGGAGCUCAGUCUACUACCUCAACCACCCGGCCUUCUACAGGGGCCCCGGGGCCCUCAGCCCGCUGGGGGCCCACUGCUACGACUCCCGCCUGGAGAGUUGGAGUGCCUUCCUGCUGUAUGUAGCCCGGAGUUAGCCGUUAGCUCAAGUUACUGAGAAACACACUUCACAUUUAUUAAACAUUUAAACUGAGCUUUUCCUCCUUCAUUACAACAUGUGUCAGGAGGAGCUGUUUGUGAAGGAAAUAAUGAGUGUAUGGGUGGAGUAAAGGUUCAGUAUCUCUCUGUUUGCACCUGUUGCUGUGUGGGUCGGAGACAGGAAGGACAGGUGACACACCUGCAGCAUGAAACAUACCCCACAUGAAUAAAUGACACAAACAUCCUCUGUGGAGCUGAGGCUCAUUAGCAGCUCACACCAACAACCACACCACUCAGCAGCUGUUUCUAAGGUUAAUGAAUGUGUUUGUGUGGAUGCCUGAGCAGGAGACUGAGAUCUCACAGCAGAGCCCACAGUUCACUGACGGUCUGACUCAGCCUGCAAUAAAACACCUGUAGCUUCACCAGGGUCAAAGAUCUGCACAGAGAAACUCAUCACUGACACACAGGAGAAAAUAACACGACAAAAGACUCGUUUAUUUAUUCACUUAUAAGACAUGAAUAAAUCCGUGCUCUGUGGUCCUGUGUUUUCAGGAAAGCCAUUGCGAAGUCGGGUCUGCAGCACGCGGGGACUCAGCCCAACGUCUCGACAUCAGGACCGAGUGAGUCGCUGCAGGAACCCAACAGCACCGUGGACUGGAGCGACAACGCUCAGUUCGGAGACCACAUCUGGUUCGAGACCAGCGGCUCCGGAGACUUCUGUUAUGUCGGAGAACAGUACUGCAUCGCUAAGUCACUG